AGACUCAGCAACAAUGGGGGAAGAAGAAAACGCACACAUAUCUUCCAUUUCCAACAUCAUAAACAUCCCUUCUUUCCAACAAUAACAACAACUCUCUCAUCUUCAUUCAGUUCAAUUCCCUCUAUAAACCCACAAACAAUGUCCCUUCUUCUCUUUCUUCUACCAUUCAUUCAAAUUCUAACUUUUCAUGCUUCUCCCAUUUCCUCCUCCGACAUUAUCAUCGUACAAGGAAACACGACACUGAGGAGCCAAAACCAAACCUUCGAACUGGGCUUCUUCAACUUCACCACAGUCUCACCCAACUUCUACCUCGCGAUCCGUUACACAUCACUACCAGCCCCAAACAUCAUUUGGGUCGCUAACCGCCAUCAACCAACUCCAACCCUCGACGGUUCGGUUCUUCGGUUGACCCCAACCGGUCAAUUACUGCUCACUCACUCUAACUCCACCGUCUGGGAAGCCAACCACACCCAUGCCGUUCAAUUCAACCUUCUAGAAACUGGUAACUUAGUUCUCCUAUCCUCUGACGGCGUCGUUUUAUGGCAGAGCUUCGAUUACCCCACCGACACUUGGCUUCCCGGCAUGAACCUGACCCGGUUCCGAUCCCUUCUUUCAUGGCGCACCGAAACGGACCCGUUUCCUGGGUUUUAUUCUCUGCGGCUGAGACCACCGGAUUACGGUGAGUUCGACCUCGUCUUCAACGGCACCGUUUCGUACUGGUCCACCGGGAAUUGGACCAAUGGGUCGUUCCUCAAUGUUCCGGAGAUGACUAUUCCUUACCUUUACCGGUUCGAUUUCGAGGACCCGUUUUCGCCGACGGCGUCUUUUGGGUUCUCCGAGAGGGCCUCGGAGAACGGAAUCCGGCCGCCGACAAUGUUCCGCGUGGAACCGUUCGGGCAGGUUCGGCAGUACACGUGGUCGAAGCAGGCGGGUUCGUGGAACAUGUUUUGGUCGAAGCCUGAGAGUGUGUGUCAGGUUCGGGGGUUGUGCGGUGGGUUCGGUGUGUGCAGUGGGGAAAUGUCGAGGGUUUGUGAAUGUGUGAGUGGGUUUGAGCCUGUGGAUGGUGUUGGGUGGGGUUCCGGUGACCACUCUCGGGGUUGUCGCCGUGUGGUGGACACGUGUGAUGAGAGUGAUGGUUUUGAGGAUCUGGGUGUGGUCACGUUUGGUUAUGGUAAUGUGAGUAUGUUUAGGGCUAAAUCUAGAAGCUUAUGUGAGCGUGAGUGUUUGAGUUCUUGUGGUUGUGUUGGUUUGGCUUUUGAUGGAGGGAGUGGUGUGUGUAAGAAUUUUUAUGGGGUUCCAAGAGGUGGAUCUGUGAAGAGGGGUUUUAGUCGUAAGGUUUUGAGUGCAGCUGUUAUUGGUUCGGUUGCGGUUUUGGGUGUGGUGGUGGUGACAUUGUUGGUGGUGGUGAAGAAGAGGAGGAAGAAGGGUUUGGAGGAAGAUGGGUUUGUGCCUGUGUUGAAUUUGCAGGUGUUUUCUUAUAAGGAGCUUCAGUUGGCGACCCGUGGGUUUUCGGAGAAGGUUGGGCAUGGUGGGUUUGGGACUGUGUUUCAAGGGGAGUUGAGUGAUUCUACACUUGUGGCUGUAAAGAGGUUGGAGAGGCCUGGGGGUGGAGAGAAAGAGUUUAGGGCCGAGGUGUCUACAAUUGGGAACAUUCAACAUGUUAAUCUUGUGAGGCUCAGAGGGUUUUGCUCUGAGAAUUCUCAUAGGCUUUUGGUUUAUGAGUAUAUGCAGAAUGGUGCCCUCAGCACUUAUUUGCGCAAAGAGGGGCCAAGUUUGAGCUGGGAUGUUAGGUUUCGGGUGGCCAUUGGAACUGCUAAAGGUAUAGCGUAUUUACAUGAGGAAUGUAGGUGUUGCAUCAUACACUGUGAUAUCAAGCCUGAAAACAUCCUUUUGGAUGGUGACUUCACUGCAAAAGUUUCUGAUUUUGGGUUGGCGAAGCUCAUUGGUAGGGACUUCAGUAGGGUGUUGGCAACCAUGAGGGGUACGUGGGGAUAUGUUGCCCCAGAGUGGAUUUCUGGUGUGGCGAUUACCACCAAAGCUGAUGUUUACAGCUAUGGAAUGACAUUGCUGGAACUGAUUGGUGGUCGCCGGAAUGUGGAGGCGCCACCUUCUGCUGGGGCUAGGGAGAGUGGUUGCGAGACGGGAGAGAAGUGGUUCUUUCCUCCAUGGGCGGCACAGCAGAUAAUUGAGGGUAAUGUGACUAAUGUGAUUGAUAAGAGGCUUGGAAAUGUAUAUAACAUUGAGGAGGCUAGGAGGGUUGCUUUGGUGGCAGUUUGGUGCAUUCAAGAUGAUGAGGCAAUGAGACCUACCAUGGGUAUGGUGGUGAAAAUGUUAGAGGGGUUGGUGGAGGUGAAUGUUCCUCCACCGCCGAAGUUGCUACAGGCGUUAGUUACUGGGGAUUCCUUUCACGGGGUCAAGGCUGAUUCCGGCACCGGGGUGUCCACUGGUGGCAGCUUAUCUGAUGGCAAUUUGGAAGUGUCAACUGCUGAUUCUGAAUCAUAUAUAGGGAAUGUUUUGUCCCCAAUGGAUGUUAAUGUUAGUGUUCGAUGACAAAGUUAUGGCAUUUUCCAGAUUAUAGCAUUUUAAGUUAGUAUACCUCCUUUUUCCCUACUCUCCCUUUUUUUCUCUCUAAGGAGAGGGAUGGGGAAGAAAAAGAAACAUUGGAUGUGGAUGUGGAUGUGGAUGUGGAUGUAAAUUAGUUGCCUU
Messenger RNA from Abrus precatorius (Indian licorice), 2706 nucleotides. RefSeq names its product G-type lectin S-receptor-like serine/threonine-protein kinase SD2-2. The transcript is spliced from 2 exons. The coding region runs from base 139 to 2550 and encodes 803 amino acids. The record is from RefSeq and is a predicted model, not a curated record. Gene Ontology annotation, biological process: protein phosphorylation; recognition of pollen. Lineage: Eukaryota; Viridiplantae; Streptophyta; Magnoliopsida; Fabales; Fabaceae. Gene Ontology annotation, molecular function: protein serine/threonine kinase activity; ATP binding.